GGGCGUGGUGACAAAGCACGGCCGGGGGCCCCCUCGAUCUCAAAAGUUCAUGCAUGCUUCCCAAGGCCAGUGCACCGUCUACGUCUACGUCUAUAUGAUAAGUUUCCAUCCAGGGGAUAUUAAACAUGUAUGGUCUGUACUAGUAGAUAGCUCAAAAGCUUGAGUGAGGAAUGCAGUCAAGUUGCAUAUAGUGGCUAUGGCUGGAAAACACAAUGAAGAGCUGAUCCAACAAUGCAAGGCAGAGACCAAUAAAUUGCUGGAGCUUGCUGUCUCUAAGAAGGCCAUCUUCUGGGCACACCCUACCUUCAGCUCAUUCUGUGUUUCUGUCGAGGACAUACUCUCCUACCGUAUUAAAUGCCGGUUCGCUUCCAUGGUACCCUCGAAAUCGCUCAGGAUUCUGCAAGAGUUGAGCAGUAGUUGUACUGAAGCUCAAGAUGUUUACACUGAGUGCUGCAGACCCUCUAGCCAGAUUGAGGAUGACUAUGCUCGUGUUCGAGACUCUUUCUCAGUGGAUAAGAAGAUACUGUGGAUAAGAAUGGCUAUACUAGAGGGGAAAUUGGCAGCUAUUUUAGAGAAACUAGUGGCCAACUCCAGGCUUUACUACAAGUCCAGUUCUGUCUUGUGUCAUCCCGAAUACUGUCAGAUUUUCCUCAUACUCCUUGAUGGGCCGUGCUCCAUUCGUUACAACACCAAAUACGGGUACCUCGUCACUCUACCGCAGUCCGAGCUGAUCAGCAGACACUUAAAGGUGCUUUCUGUUUCACUGGAUAAAGAUAUUGUGGACGGAAUGUCAGUGCCAUCUACGAACAAAGCAUGGCAACAUAUUCAAAGCUUGUACCAAUCCAACUCGUCUCAAUGUUUGUUCGGAAAGAAUAAUAUUUUAGUCAAGCCGGUCGGAGUUGAUAGUCUCAUCAGGGGCUACCUAACGCUACAGUUUACAUUAGGCAUACAAAAACUAAGGUGGAUCCCAAACUGUCUGCUCAGUGACUCUGCUCAUGUCAAAACUGGACUGUGGGAUCAUGUGAUUGCCGUGGAUGUAAUACAAGACAUUUCACAUAUUCAUAUUCAUAAAGUUCAAGGUUAUAUGGCUGAGAUGGUUCUGAUAGGCUCUGACGGUAUUCCCCUACCCACUCUGUUCUUCCCACACCACUCCUCCGUUGUCCUCCUCCUGGAGUGUUUGGAAGACAGCUGCUACCCUCAGAGAUGUCUCGACCCUCCUCUCACAUAUCGUAGCAAGACACAUAAGAGUGAGAAGUUUCCCCCUCUCUCAAACUGCUUCUCCAGCUACACCAGCUGUACAAGUACGUCACAAUGUGAGCCAUUUUCCCCUUUCAGCUGUUGCUCUGAUGAUCAAGACGAAUCAUGGCUCAAUGAUUCAAGGAAUUGCAAACAUGUAUUCAGAAUAAUGCACAUGUAUGAGAAAGACUUGUCAGCUAAGAAGCUGACACAGGUGGCAAGACACUCUAGUUUUCGAAAGUGCAAUAUGUCCUGGCACAUAAAGGCUCGAUGCUUCCAAAGCUGGCUGUCCCACUCUCGAUACUUACGCAAGGUACACCAGAAGCUCUCUCAUUUGGUUAGUCCCACGCCCCUCCUGCUUGGUGAUGAUGUCGUAAAUAGGAAAACUCCUCUUUCUGAGAAAGAGUGGUUGGACUUCUGUAAACUUACUCCAUCAGAUAGGAGGGACAAGUGGAACAGCAUACUCACUAUUGUUUAUCUUCUUGGAAUUGAACAUGAAAUUCGAUCACAGGUGUGGCCAUAUCUGCUGGGGGUAUUCCCAAUUACCUCAUCAGAGCAGGAGAGGGAAAAGAUAUUGUCCAACAUUAUCUGCUCUUACAAUAAGUCUAUCCAGGCCUGGAAAGGAGUAGAGAUAGCACAUCGGAAACAGAAACUUCGCACCGAAUCCCAGCAAAGUUCCCCAUCUUUGUCCAUUAUUUCUCCACCCCCGUCUCCCCGUUGCAUUGACGAUAUGCAUGCACCCUCAGGCAAUGAGGCCGAUGACAUAGCACAGUUACCAAAACAUUUAGAGAAUGAUAUCGAGCAACUAGUAUCAUGUGAUUUUGUAGAUUCUGGGAGUGAGCUUGAUGCCAAGGGACUGUCGUUUAUUGAAGAGCUGGAGGCUAUUGAUAAAGAUGUGCCUCGGUGUGAUAGAAACUAUUGGUAUUUUAAGUCUCCUGAGAAUCUGCUAAAUCUCCGUAACAUUAUAUGCACGUACGUAUGGGAGCACCUGAGUGACGGCUACAGUCAAGGAAUGUGCGAUCUGCUGGCUCCCCUGUUGAUUAUACUGGACGAUGAGACAUUGACUUUUGCUUGCUACUUAAGAUUGAUGGAGCAAAUGGAAAACGUUGAUAUUCGCUUGGCCAAUGUUCAGGCACUUUUACAGGUUAUGGAGCCACUCUAUUAUGACCACCUGACUCAGCACUCGAGAGACAAUGAUAGUCGUGAUCUUUUAUGUAUGUACUGCUUCCGCUGGCUGGCAGUCUUGUUUAAAAGAGAGUUUUCUUAUGAUAGCAUAUUUCGAAUUUGGGAGAGUGUGUGGUCAGCUGGUCUGAUAGUCUCUAAACACUUUGAAGAGUUUGUUGCCCUAGCCGUGUUUCUUCAGUUUAAAACAGCCAUUUUGGAUGCUGAUCUCAACCCCUCGGAUAUUCUGAGCCUAUUUAACAGUUACUCAGCCAAGCUUGAAAUCGACUGUGCUGAGACUCUGAAAAUUGCAAUGCUGGUGGUCAGCAAACUUCAAGAAGACUUGGCUCACUAGCGGAGCCGGAGCACCUCUUUUAAUGGAUAUAAGGAAUAUCUGGAAUGAUUAUUUUUUGUCGUGCCACCAUAGAAACUAGAAUAUGAUAACUCAUAAUUAAUAAUGAUAAUACUCUCUGUAUUUAUACUGCCCUCACCCAUCAGGCUGCUGCCAUUCUACCCUCAUAUAUUUUGGUUUUUAAGAACUUUUUUUUUCGAG
Molecule: messenger RNA, 2950 nt
Organism: Halichondria panicea
Lineage: Eukaryota; Metazoa; Porifera; Demospongiae; Suberitida; Halichondriidae
Product: small G protein signaling modulator 1-like
Exons: 17
Coding region: 197-2752 (851 amino acids)
Biological process (GO): activation of GTPase activity
Molecular function (GO): GTPase activator activity
Source: RefSeq, a predicted model, not a curated record